AUGAGCAAGAACGGGCAGCGGGUCGCGGACCUCGUGCGAGGAUCGCCCGAGAACAUGGCCUGCGCCGACUGCGGCGUUGCCUUGACGACGGCCUCCGAUGCGACGUGGGCAGCGAUCACCUUUGGCGCGUUCGUGUGUCUCCAGUGCGCCGGCGCCCAUCGGCAGCUCGGUGUCAACAUCUCGCGCGUCAAGUCCGUGCACAUGGACAACUGGACCGACGACGAAGUCAAAAAGAUGCUUGGGAACCGCGCAGUCAACGCGGUCUACGAGAAGCAUCUGCGACCGGACGCGAAGGCAGCGACGCGCCGGGCGCUCCAGGCCAAUGCCAUGAGCCGUGACGACUAUGUGCGCCUCAAGUACGAGACGCGCACCUUUACGACGGAAGCCGGCAAGACGUUUGAAGGGCCAAGCUCCGACAAGUCCGAGAAGCGCACUACGACCAGCGGCUCGAUCGUCGAAGUCUCCAAGCGCUUCGUCAACUACUUUGUCGUCGUCGGGCGCGGCCAAGCCGUCCUCGGCAAGCCGCUUGGAGAGAAUGCGGGCCCGAGCGAUGUCCAGUUUGUCCCGACGAUCCUCGACAGCUUCCCCGACGCCCAUGCCGACGCGCCGUUGCCGAGCCAUAUUUCGCAGUUUGCGUUUCCAGAAGGUCUGGCGCUCAGUCAAACCCACAUCACCCCCACGUUUUUUACCUUUGUCUUGACCAACGUGAGCGGUGCCAAGCUCUAUGCAUGUGCGCUCAAGUUUGUGGAAGAGCUCUCGCCUCUCGAAGUGCUCACGCUGUUUGCACCGCCGCCAGGCAACGAGAAGACCAAGGCGCCCAUCAUUCCAAAGUGGGCCCAAGAUCUCUCGGCCGGGUCGGCGUCGACCACGUCCGUCUACUCCCCCAAGUGCCUUCUACUGAUCUCGCACCAUCCGUUCUUCUCCGGCUACCGUCUUUUCCUCCAGCAGAUCUACCGGCUGUCGCUCUCGACGGCGCCCAUGCCGAUCGAGCGCUACAUUGCCAACUUUGUGUGCGAAGUGCCCAUGCCUCCGCGGGGCCGCAUCCAAGUGCAGCUUACGCUGCCCGAGCGCACGAUCUACGUUGCCCGGCCGCCGAAGAACCAACUGCCACUGGCCGAUUUCUCCCUUCGGUCGCUCUUUCAAGUGCUCGACAUGAACAACGUCUUGACCGUCGUGUCGUGUCUCUUGCUCGAACAAAAAGUGGCGCUGUGCUCCAAGCAUCUCGCGCUACUGACACCGAUCGCGGAGACCCUCUUGACGCUGCUCUUUCCGCUGGCGUGGCAAGGCGCGUAUAUCCCCGUGCUUCCGUCGUCGCUCUUGGACGUGAUUGACGCACCCGUGCCGUUCCUUGUCGGCGUGCAUUCCAAGUACCUCGCGACUGCAAGUCGCUCGACCGAUGUCUUUUUCAUCGACCUGGACCAUAAUCGCGUCAUUCCACCGCGCAACGAAGACGGCAUUGAAACCGUGCUGCCCAAGAUGCCCGAGCGCGCCGCGACGAAACUCAAAGUCAAACUCCAAAACUGCGCCAAUGUGUUUGAUCCAUUUGCGCCUGACAUUGCCAAGGCCGACUGGGCGUUUGGCGGCGACGAAUGCCUCGAGCCGAUCACCGAUUUCGCGUCGUCGGGCAUGACGCUGCCCAUGCCAAGCGACGUCGUGUCCAGCCGCAGGGGUAGCCUUGGCGACAAGCGCACGCUCUCUGCUGCGUCGGCUGCGUCCCUCGCAGCGUCGUCGUCUCUCUCCAGCAGCCUGCACUUCAGCUCCUUCAAGCUUCUCUCGCAUACGAGCUCGUCGGCGUCAAUGCUGGAGCGCGAUCGGUCGUUGUCGUCGUCGUCAAGUGUCGACAGUCUCAUGCUACCGACACCGGCGCUCGGAGGUGGGUUUGUGCAAGACCAAGUCCGGCAGUCGUUCUUGCGCUUCUUCAUUUCAAUGUUGAAGCGCUACGCGUUCUACUUGCAGCAAGACCAACACGGCGCCCAUCUUUGA
Molecule: messenger RNA, 1983 nt
Organism: Saprolegnia parasitica CBS 223.65
Lineage: Eukaryota; Oomycota; Saprolegniomycetes; Saprolegniales; Saprolegniaceae
Exons: 14
Coding region: 1-1983 (660 amino acids)
Biological process (GO): regulation of Rab protein signal transduction
Cellular component (GO): cytoplasmic vesicle
Molecular function (GO): GTPase activator activity
Source: RefSeq, a predicted model, not a curated record